UCCUCCCUCUCUCUUUAAAACUCUCAAAAUCCUCUCUCUCUCUCUUCCUCUUUGUAUAGUGAAGACAAGCUCUUUUAGUUCGCCAUGGCUGGGAGAAAAAGGAGGAAAAUGAAACUGUUAGAUGAAACAAUCACAGAAAAUAAGAGAAAGGGAAGCAAGGAGAAGAAUGAGACAUUGGAACUAGAAACUUGGUCUGAUCUGCCUACAGAGCUUUUGGAGCUCAUUUUUUCCCAAUUGACGUUAGACGACAAUGUUCGAGCGUCUAUGGUGUGCAAGAGAUGGAACUCAGCUGCCAUUUCUGUCAGGGUGGUCAACAAAUCGCCUUGGCUUAUGUACUUUCCAAAAUUUGGUAACUUAUAUGAAUUUUAUGACCCAUCGCAGCGCAAGACUCAUUCGCUUGAACUACCUGAGUUGAAUGGAUCCAGGGUUUGUUACACUAAAGACGGUUGGCUGUUACUAUACCGGCCGAAAUCGCACCGUGUCUUCUUCUUUAACCCUUUUACUCGUAAGGUGAUAAAACUACCGAAAUUUGAGUUGACUUAUCAGAUAGUUGCAUUCUCUUGCGCUCCAACAUCCUCCGACUGCAUACUUUUCACAGUUAAGCACAUCAGCCCAACAAUUGUUGCUAUCAGUACCUGUCAUGCUGGGGCAACGAAGUGGGUUACCGUUAACUAUCAGAAUCGCUUGCCAUUUGUCAGUAGCAUUUGGAACAAGCUAGUUUUCUGCAAUGGACUCUUUUAUUGUCUAAGUCUUACUGGCUGGCUUGGGGUAUUUGACCCACUGGAACGUACUUGGAAUGUUCUUUCUGUUCCGCCGCCCAAAUGCCCUGAGAACUUUUUCGCCAAAAACUGGUGGAAGGGAAAGUUUAUGGCUGAGCACGAUGGAGACUUGUUAGUUAUUAACACAUGUUCGAGUGAAAACCCUAUUGUUUUUAAGCUCGAUCAGGAAAAAAUGGUUUGGGAAGAGAUGCAGAGUCUUGAAGGUGUGACACUUUUCGUGAGUUUCUUAUCCUCCCAUUCAAGAACCGAUCUCCUUGGAAUACAGAGAAAUAGUGUCUACUUCUCUAAAGUUCGUUUCUACGGAAGGCGUUGCAUAUUAUACUCUCUCAACGACAGUAGAUACUACCCUCGUAAGCAGUGUUAUGACUGGGGAGAGCAAAACCCGUUUGAGAAUAUUUGGAUUGAACCACCUAAAGACUUCUCAUCAUUCAGCUGAACAAUGCUUAGCAACACAAACGCAGCAAUUAUUCGAAUACUGAAAACGAUGCUGGACCGGACCAUGCAAGGUACAUGAACAGAGUCUAUGCACACGAGGUAGUUCUUCAGAUGUCAAAGAGUAAAAUAUUUGCACCUUGGAAGAAAUAAAGGAUGGACAAAUCCCUGAUUGCAAUGGCCAAUGGGACCCCUUAUUCCCUAUUGGAGUUUCUAUAUUGUCCAGAUUAGUAGAAGAAAUUUCAUCAUGCUUUAAGCAGAUUUUCUAGGCUUAUACUGGAAUGUAUCCAUAUGUUUUAGAAUGGCUAAUGGAUCAUGUGUUCUCUACAUAUAUUUCUUCUCCUAAGUUAAAUGUUUUUGGAAUGGCUUUUUA
Morus notabilis is the source of this 1584-nucleotide messenger RNA. Its product is annotated as F-box/kelch-repeat protein At1g57790. The record is from RefSeq and is a predicted model, not a curated record. Bases 85 to 1215 code for a protein of 376 amino acids. Gene Ontology annotation, molecular function: protein binding. Lineage: Eukaryota; Viridiplantae; Streptophyta; Magnoliopsida; Rosales; Moraceae. The transcript has 3 exons.